AGUUACUUCGCCACAAACAAUAAUGGCGUCGCACGAAGAUGCAGGUUUUUCGAAGUCUGCUACAUCUGAGGAUCAGGGGGAAAGAAAACCACCAGUGUCAUUUGGUUUUACUAAAACAGUUAGCAAAUUUAAACCGUCUAGUAACGACUCUGCGGCUAAUAAGGAUGACAAAGAUUACUUGACCGGAAUUCAUGGGAAUGAAUUGCAGAGUUCAAAACCGUCAGAGAAGCCCAAAGAGCUGAUCAUCCCUCUCAUCCAGAAGAACCGCUGGUUCAAAGCGGACCGAACGAGCCAGGUCGAGAACAGCGUAGGUAAAACACAAGAAACGACCCAGACGACCCACGAUAGUGACUCUAUGGUAUCCCAGGCUGUCAAAGAACUCAUCGAAGAUUCACGGAGGCAACUGGAGCAGUGGCAGAAUGGUCCGCAACCAGAAAGUAACCUGAACCUCAGCAUCCCUUUGUUGAUGCAAAACAAAGUGCCCGAAGGCUUCGAGGAUGGAGAGCACAUAAAGGUGGAUCUACGACCUGAAUCUUCAACAGAGGCAGAUUAUGAAAAUGUUCCUGUUGAGGCUUAUGGACUCGCCAUGCUGAAGGGGAUGGGAUGGAAGAAAGGUGAAGGCAUUGGACGCACCUUUAAACAAGAUGUAAAGCCAAUAGAACAUCAGCUCCGUCCAAAAGGUUUAGGUUUGGGAGCUGAUCGUUCAGCAAUAAAGGACCUAGAGCCCAGCAAACAUAAGCGUCCCCCCAAGCCAGGAGACGAGCGAGAGAAGGAGGAGGAACUGGUGAUGGGUCCUGGCGGCUGUGUGCUGGUGGAGUCGGGGGCACAUAAAGAGCUGUAUGGCAAGAUUGAAGGUGUUGACCCAGACAAUGCUCGAGUCAUGGUGAAGCUGGCUAUUGGUGGAAAGACGGUGACAAUCAGUCAGUACGCGAUUAAACUGGUUGGGCACAAGGAAUAUGAAAAGAACAGCAAAGACCUCAGUCGCCUCAGCAAGGCUCAUAAAGACAAGGAAAGGGAGAAAGAAAAGGAGAAGGAGAGAGAGAAGGAUCAUCAGAGGAGGAAGGGGACAGAGAGUCAGAGCAACGGUGAUGUGGCAAAAUUCAAAGCUUCAGAAAGAGAUGAGCGGAAAAGGAAGCACAGAGAAUCAAGUCAAGACAGAGAGAAGCCUCCAGUAAAAGAGGCGAGGCGACCACCAGCUCCCCCCUCUUGGCUCCAGAGAGACUUGAAAGUUCGCUUUAUAGACAAAGCGUUUAAAGGUGGCAGAUACUACAAUUCAAAGAUGCGAGUGGAGGAUGUCCUGACACCGACAACCUGUGUCUGCCGAACUGAAGAGGGCAGAGUGUUGGACGAUGUGAAGCAGGUAAUGCUGGAAACCAUUGUCCCAAAAAGUGAAUAUGAUUCUGUAAUGGUUGUUCUGGGUGAAUACAGGGGUCAGAUCGGUCGGAUUCUCCAGCGGGACAAGAUCAAGUGCAGAGCAAUGGUUCAGCUCGACAGAUAUGAGGAGAAAGUGUUCGCACUGGAUUAUGACUCCAUUUGUCACUAUGUUGGAGCAACAGAGCACUAAUUUGUGUCCUAAUGCCAGUAUUCCUUGUGCUUCUUUGUUAUCCCAUCAGACCCUAAAGGUUGUUCUUUUUGUAACAAAGUUUUAAUGUAUUGCAAUUUUGUAAUAAAAUAUUGAGAAAAAGUACAAA
Messenger RNA from Betta splendens (Siamese fighting fish), 1691 nucleotides. RefSeq names its product G patch domain and KOW motifs (gene gpkow). The coding region runs from base 23 to 1564 and encodes 513 amino acids. Gene Ontology annotation, molecular function: nucleic acid binding. Lineage: Eukaryota; Metazoa; Chordata; Actinopteri; Anabantiformes; Osphronemidae. Gene Ontology annotation, cellular component: spliceosomal complex. Gene Ontology annotation, biological process: mRNA splicing, via spliceosome. The transcript is spliced from 11 exons. The record is from RefSeq and is a predicted model, not a curated record.